AUGCCAAAGGCCAACAGCUCUCGGGCCGCCGCCGCCGCGCGCAGGCACAACCCUCUGGCGGACGAUAUCUCUGCCGUGGGGCAUCUCCGCACCAACAGCAGCAGCAAGAAAGGCAAGCGCGCGGAGGGUGACGAUGACGAGGGCGAAAAUGGACAGCGAUAUAUCGAUGCGAAGAUGUCGCGGAAGAUUCUGCAGAUCGGUCAAGAAUUGGCAGACGAAGACGCCGCCGAACAGAAGCUGAUUAUCGGGGGUGCCCAGCCGAAAUCGAAUGCUGCCUUUGAGUUUGACACUCGAUUUGAAGAGCAGGAUCUGUCGGACGAUGAGAAGUUUGAAAAUGAUGGUUGGGUCGACGAGGAGGAGGAGGUUGAGGAAGUUGUUGAUCCCAACGAUCUCGAUAUGUUCAACAAGUUCAUGCCCGGAGGCCACGAUGAGGACCCUAUUUUCGGCUCGCGACAGCCUGGAGAGCAGGUACAACAGACAACAAACCUUGCCGACCUGAUCUUAGAGAAAAUUGCCGAGCACGAAGCCAAGCAGAACGGCGAGAGUGGUGGUGGGCCGUACAUUCAAGGUGGUGGUGCGCCCGAGGAUGCUGUUCAGAUCCCGGCCAAGGCUGUGGAAGUAUAUGAGAAGGUCGGCAUGAUUCUCUCCCGGUACAAGUCUGGUCCCCUCCCCAAGCCAUUCAAGAUUAUCCCAACCGUGCCGUACUGGUCGACCCUCCUCGAUAUCACCCAACCCGAGAGAUGGACCGCCAACGCCGUCUUUGCCGCAACCCGGAUUUUCAUUUCCUCCCAGCCCGCUGUGGCCCAAGAGUUCAUCUCCACGGUGCUGCUGGAACGUGUUCGUGAAGAGAUCCACGAGACGAAGAAGCUGAACGUUCACACCUACAACGCGCUGCGGAAGGCUCUGUACAAGCCCGCAUGCUUUUUCAAGGGUCUGCUGUUCCCGCUCGUGUCCAGCGGCACUUGCUCCCUCCGUGAAGCCCAUAUUAUCUCGUCGGUGAUCGCGCGUGUGUCUAUCCCGGUUCUUCACUCAGCCGCCGCACUCCUCCGCAUGUGCGACUUGGCUGCCGAGCAGUCCAUGCGCUCCUUGGAGAGCACCGGUGCGGUCAACACUUUCAUCCGGGUCUUCCUGGAGAAGAAGUACGCUAUGCCUUACAAGGUGAUUGAUGCUCUGGUGUUCCACUUCCUGCGCUUCCGUGCCGACUACCCUGAGGAUGCCAUGACGGAUGGCCCCGGCAGCUCCAAGGCCUAUAAGCUGCCCGUCUUGUGGCACCAGUCUCUCUUGGUGUUUGCGCAGCGCUACCGCAACGAUAUCACCGAGGACCAGCGUGAAGCCCUUCUAGACUUGCUCCUUGUCCGCGGCCACAAAGACAUCGGACCCGAAGUACGACGAGAGCUGCUCGCCGGCCGUGGCCGGGGAGUGGUGGUCCCGGAUCCCGAGCGGCAGGAUGCCCUCGAUGCCGGCGACGACACGAUGGAUGUGACUAUAUAG
Molecule: messenger RNA, 1491 nt
Organism: Penicillium canariense
Lineage: Eukaryota; Fungi; Ascomycota; Eurotiomycetes; Eurotiales; Aspergillaceae
Product: snoRNA-binding rRNA-processing protein ENP1
Exons: 3
Coding region: 1-1491 (496 amino acids)
Biological process (GO): rRNA processing
Cellular component (GO): cytoplasm; preribosome, small subunit precursor; nucleolus
Molecular function (GO): snoRNA binding
Source: RefSeq, a predicted model, not a curated record